AUGGUAACCAUAUUUUCUUGUGAUACAGCAAAGAAUGACGGAGAAAAGGAAAAUGUUUACAAUUUUGAAUUUGAUUUGGGAUCUGAAGAAGGAACAUGUUCUUUACAAACAGAGGAAAAUAAAUUAAUUAAUCAAGAAAAUAUUAAAGAAAAUAAAUUGACACAAGAACAAAUUAAAAUAUACAAAGAAUUAAACGAGCUUACACAACAUGAAACAUUUUCAAGCACCACCGAACCUUUUGGAAUAAAUGAGAGUGAACAAACAAUUGUUGGGGGUUCUUCACAACAACAUUCUUCUCAACAUAUAAAAUAUACUUCUUCACACGCUUCCGAACAUACUUCCCAACAUUUGUCACAAUUCUCUCCCCAACAUACAACACAAUCCUCUAUUGCCGAACAUUCAAACAUUAAAGCAAUAGAAAUGUUUCAACAACAACAACAAAUGUUGGAACAGAUAUCUCAACAAAUGGACAUUCAAAAACAUACCUCAACACUUCAAAACAUUCCCAAACAUCAUUCAACACUUCCUCAACAAAAUAUUCCCCCAACUCCCUUAACUUCUCAACAAAACAUUCCCCAACAUCCCUUAAAACAUUCCUCAGUUUCAGAAACUUCUCACACAUUAAAACAUCCCCAAACAUCGGGACAACAUUUAAAUGUUGGAAAAUUCGACAGAUUACCAAAAGGAGAAAUAUUAAAAAUAAUUAAACAUAGAGAAAAUUUAAAAACAAAAGAAACCAAAACAAAAACACCCCAAACAUUUGAUUAUUCAAAUCUAAAUCAAUUAACAUUGAAAAAACGUAAACAAACAAGAAUUGAAAAUAAAUUAAAUAAAAAAAUUAAAAUGUCUCCUUCAUUUCAAAAUAGAGGUAAGAUUUUGGACAUAAUUUUUUGA
This is a messenger RNA of Meloidogyne enterolobii, 894 nucleotides long. The record is from the annotation of a GenBank genome assembly. Lineage: Eukaryota; Metazoa; Nematoda; Chromadorea; Rhabditida; Meloidogynidae.